CAAUAUUCGGAGUGAAAGACGGACCCUGAAAGCGCAGGAAGGCGCAUCCUUACAGAGCUGCAGGCGUGGCGUCAACACUUCCGCCUUUCUCUAAAGACCACAAAAAUGACGGCGACCUUGCGGCCAUACCUGAACGCUGUGCGUGCCACCCUGCAAGCAGCUCUGUGUUUGGAGAACUUCUCCUCCCAAGUGGUGGAACGGCACAACAAACCAGAGGUGGAAGUUAGGAGCAGCAAGGAACUGCUCCUGCAGCCAGUGGUGAUCAGCCGCAACGACAAAGAGAAGGUUCUGAUAGAGGGCUCCAUUAACUCUGUGCGGGUCAGCAUCGCUGUCAAGCAGGCAGAUGAGAUUGAGAAGAUCCUGUGCCACAAAUUCAUGCGUUUCAUGAUGAUGAGAGCAGAGAAUUUCUUCAUUCUUAGAAGGAAACCUGUGGAGGGCUAUGACAUCAGCUUCCUCAUCACCAACUUCCACACGGAGCAGAUGUACAAGCAUAAACUGGUGGACUUCGUCAUCCACUUCAUGGAGGAGAUCGACAAGGAGAUCAGUGAGAUGAAGCUAGCCGUCAAUGCCCGUGCCCGAAUCGUUGCUGAGGAGUUCCUGAAAAACUUUUGAGGACCGCCUCUUCGUUGUUUAUAUUCGUGACUUGGCCGUCGCUGUGGUUUCCGCGGAGAAAGGCAUCGCAGACUCCGCAGGCAAAAGGGGAGGAGCUUAUUGUGAGUUAAGAAUCAAUCAGCAAAAAGAACCACAGGAAUGAGUGACCAAUCCUGCGAUGCCGCAUGCCGUGUGUCCCUUGCCUUCCUGUAUUCUGUUAAAGGUGCUUCUUGGUCCCAUGGAUAUUGAUAAUUGUACAUUAAAAAAAAAAAUAACCCACAUUUUUUGUUCAGAGGGAAAAACCAAGGUCAAGGCAGGUCCUUAAAAGUAUUAUCCAAAAUUAAUAUUGAUGGGCACAGGAAAUACUGUUAACACAUUGUAAAGUCUGCGGUGGCUUUACUUUUAUAUACAUGUACUCCAUGGGGGAGGGUGUUUUUUGUUUUUUGUUUUUUUUGUUUUUUCAUUUUUGUUAUUAAAAAUAGAUUAGGCUUCAAUGUUAGUGGCAACACAGAGGAAACUGAAGAAAAAUGGGUGUUUAUAAUAUUUUGACACAGCCAGUCUCUGAUAUAAUUGCAAGUGAAAAGUAAUGAGUGAAUAAAAUGUGAUCCUGAUGGUAGCGGUAAAAACAAUAAAAUUAUAUUGCGCUUUCUGUAA
Messenger RNA from Electrophorus electricus (electric eel), 1245 nucleotides. It is a transcript of the gene arpc4l, whose product is annotated as actin related protein 2/3 complex, subunit 4, like. Gene Ontology annotation, cellular component: Arp2/3 protein complex; actin cytoskeleton. Gene Ontology annotation, molecular function: actin filament binding. The record is from RefSeq and is a predicted model, not a curated record. NCBI's taxonomy places the organism in Eukaryota, Metazoa, Chordata, Actinopteri, Gymnotiformes, Gymnotidae. Gene Ontology annotation, biological process: Arp2/3 complex-mediated actin nucleation; actin filament polymerization.